AAACAAUGCCACAUCAGCAAAACAAGUGCUUGAUAGAAAAUGUUGGCAGUAUUUAUUAUUGAUUAUUAUUCAGAAAAUAAAUGUUCUGUUAAACAUCACUUGCAUUCAUCGUGAUAAUUUGAAGCAAAUUAUAUCAAUUUAAUUUGAUAAUACAAAUAAAAUUAAUAAUUAAGUUGAUCUUAAUCAUUUAUUCUCUACAGUUGGUAUGCUGCUUGUCAAAUGUGAUUAUUGUUUCGCUACACAGGUGUGCGUUGAAACUGUUCUGUUUACGUUCUGGAAGAGUAAAAGUACUGAUUAAUUUUGUUGUAUUACUUGUUACGAUGAAUGUUGUUGCAGCUGUAAAAAUGUAUAUAACAAAAAUGACAGAAGAAAGUGGCCCAGGAAUGAAAGUUCUUUUAAUGGAUAAAAACACGACAAGUAUCGUGAGUAUGGUAUAUGGCCAGUCUGAAAUUCUGCAGAAAGAAGUUUAUUUGUUUGAACGUAUAGACUCUGGAGGACAGCAGGAACCAAUGAGACAUUUGAAGUGCAUAACAUUCAUUCGGCCAACAAAGGAAAAUAUAGCACUACUCUCAAGAGAGUUGCGAUAUCCUCGUUAUGGAAUGUAUUAUAUAUAUUUCAGCAACAUAAUAGCCAAAGCCGACAUCAAGACGCUGGCGGAAAGUGACGAGCAGGAAGUGGUCAGGGAGGUGCAGGAGUUCUACGGCGACUUCCUCGCCGUCAGUCCCCACCUCUUCUCCCUCAACAUAACGGGUUGCGUUCAAGGUUUGAAUUGGGACCAUGCUCAUUUACUAAGAAGUAUUCAAGGUAUAACAGCUGUUCUCCUGUCACUUAAGAAACACCCCUUUAUAAGAUACCAAGGAUCUUCAGAGAUGGCCAAAAGACUGGCAGAGAAAAUCAGGGAAGUGCUGACGAAAGAGGCUGCUCUCUUCAAUUUUCGGCAGACGGAAACAUCUCCGUUGUUGCUCAUACUCGAUCGGAGAGAUGAUCCAGUUACUCCACUGCUCAGCCAGUGGACGUACCAGGCCAUGGUCCACGAGCUGCUCACCAUCAGCAACAACCGGGUGAACCUGUCGAGCGUGCCCGGAGUGCCCAAGGACCUGCAGGAGGUGGUGCUGUCUGCGGAACAGGACCAGUUCUACGCCGACAAUUUGUACUUGAACUUUGGUGAAAUCGGACAGACUAUAAAGCAGUUGAUGGAGGACUUCCAGAAAAAGGCAAAGAGUCACCAAAAAGUUGAGAGCAUAGCUGAUAUGAAACAUUUUGUUGAAGCAUAUCCCCAGUUCAAGAAAAUGUCGGGCACGGUGGCGAAGCACGUGACGGUGGUGGGGGAGCUCUCCGCGCAAGUGGCACGGCACAGCCUGCUGGAGGUGUCGGAGAUGGAGCAGAUGCUGGCCUGCCAGAGCGACCACUCCACGCAGCUGCAGAGGAUACGAAGGCUUUUAGACAGCAACAAGCUGCGGGAGUUUGAUGCUGUCAGAUUGGUCAUGCUGUAUGCCCUACGGUAUGAAAAACACACCAACAAUGAUAUUGUGGGGCUGGUAGAACUCCUGAAGAAAAAAAACAUCCCAGAGAACCUUACUAAGGCUGUACUAAACGUGUUGGAAUAUGGAGGUAGUCAUGCUCGUCAGAGUGAUCUGUUCGGAACGCAAGAUGCAGUCGUUAAGAUCACCAAAAAUAUUUUCAAAGGCCUGUCGGGCGUGGAGAACAUCUACACCCAACACACACCGUUGCUGAAGGAGACCCUGGAAGACCUGAUCAAAGGCAAGAUGAGGGAUGGGGCGUUCCCCUUCCUCGGAGGCGGCUACAUGAACCGCAGGCCGCAGGAGAUCAUAGUGUUCAUGGUGGGCGGGACCACUUACGAAGAGUCGCUGGCAGUGCACCAGUUGAACAGGAGCAACCUGGGGGUGAGCAUCGUGCUGGGAGGAACCACGGUUCACAACUCGGCCAGCUUCCUCGAGGAGGUGCACACAGCGACACAGGGCGUGAUACGAAGGCACGUCCGCCUGCGCAACAUGUGAGCUCGCAAGCUCACGUUCGUGUCCACUCGCAUCCACUCGCUCAUCGGCACUUCACGUUGAUACUUGUAUGUAUCCAUUGAUGUACAGUAUUACUUCACCCAGAUAUGUUUCAUACCAAGUACAUCCAGUGUUUUUUUGGUAUUGUGGUAGUACUCUCAAAUGACUUGGCAAUUUUUUUUAGGAACCCUUACACUUCCCCAACUUUAAUCCCCUUAUUCCAUUGUUGCUAUGUACUUGGAAAAGAAAAUAAUAGCAACUCCCAUUUUGUUACAACACACAUAUUAUGAGCAGGACCUAAUAAAUCACAUAAACUGAAAAAAUAAUGCAAUGUUUGAUGCUUUGAAGUUUAAAUGGGAUUUCAUAAUUUUUUUCAUCUUUUACACAAAUUUAUACAAUAUAAGGCUUUCAAUUUAACAAAUGUUACGUUUUUUUAACAUUCUCGGCCAAAGUAUCUCAAAAAAUUACACUGUAAAAAAAUGCAUAGAAUAAAACAAUUGCAGGAAUUUUGAACGAAAAGUUACUAUGGUAGGCUUCGAUUAUCUGUGGGCAGGUUAUCCAGUUUGCAGGUUAACUGUGCCAUGUUUCUCUUUAAUAAACCAUAAAAACAAAAAUAAUUUUUUACUUAUUUCCGUGUACGCACAAGGCACUUGUGUAGCAAUAAAUACAAUGCAAUGAAUUAGUAAUGGAAAAAAAAUUAAUAAUGUGGUGAAACAAUAAACAAUAUUUUGCUCUUUCCUCAA
Messenger RNA from Bacillus rossius redtenbacheri, 2758 nucleotides. It is a transcript of the gene Vps45, whose product is annotated as vacuolar protein sorting-associated protein 45. The transcript has 12 exons. Gene Ontology annotation, cellular component: Golgi membrane. NCBI's taxonomy places the organism in Eukaryota, Metazoa, Arthropoda, Insecta, Phasmatodea, Bacillidae. Gene Ontology annotation, biological process: intracellular protein transport; vesicle-mediated transport. Bases 321 to 2018 code for a protein of 565 amino acids. The record is from RefSeq and is a predicted model, not a curated record.